GAGCUAAUACAAACUUGUGACAGAGUUCUGCCUUUUUCCCGAUUUUCUAAUUUUAGGAAUAAUCCUUACCUUUUAAGUUGUGGGGUUGAAGUAAGACAGUGUAUGUGAAGCACUUAGCUCCGGUUUUACAAACAAUGCGUGAUUACGCCACCUUUUCCCAUUAAUACUCGGGCGUGUUCUUGCCGUUUUCCUCUCGGUAUCUCUGAGAGAUGCUUAGUACAUAAGAGGUGACGCUUUUCACAAGGACGUUAUGCAGUGUUAGCUGGGAUCGAUUUCUUUAUUCUGUAUCACGAAGUGCUGACAAUAUUUCGUCCUCCACCCCCCUGCCUUUUUUUUUCUUUUUUUCUUUUUUUGCCAUUUUUAGGGACAGCUGUUUUCCAGCUCUUCAGGAGAAAUGCAACAUCCUCUCUAAGACAGAUUAGCGUUCCAAAAGGUUUGGGAUACCUGACCAUUAUGGCACCAAGAAACUUCUUGUCUAUGAGAAGUAACUUUCUCUUUGGUUCAAGAUGUUGGAUGAUCCGAUUUUCAGCAGAAAUCCUCCUUAAAACAGUUUCAUUUAGGCUUUUUAGAGUGAAGUGUGGUAAUGCAGACAGGGAGUCUUUGGAGAAUGAAGAAUUACUGAAUAACUUACUUACAAUGGGAGUAGACAUUGACAUGGCGAAAAAACGACAGCCUGGAGUUUUUAAUAGGACGGGAACUAAAGAGCAGGACCUGAAGAUGUUCCUUCUGUCCAAAGGAGCUAGCAAAGAAGUGAUUGCUAGCAUUAUAUCAAGAUAUCCACGAGCCAUAACACGCACACCUGAAAGUCUUUCAGAACGGUGGGAUCUGUGGAGAAGAAUUAUGACAUCAGACCUUGAAAUUAUAAAUAUUUUGCAACGUUCUCCCGAAUCUUUUUUUCGGUCCAAUAAUAACCUAAACUUAGAGAAUAAUAUAAAGUUCCUGUAUUCAUUUGGAUUGACCCAUAAAUGCCUUUGUCGAUUAUUGACCAGUGCUCCACGUACCUUCUCCAACAGUCUAGAUCUGAAUAAACAGAUGAUUGAAUUUUUGCAAGAAGUCUGUUUGUCUUUGGGUCACAAUAAGCCCAGAGAUUUUGUUAGGAAGAUAAUUUUAAAAAACCCUUUCAUCUUAAUUCAGAGUACCAAACGGGUAAAAACUAACAUUGAGUUUUUACAGUCAACUUUCAACUUGAAUGGUGAGAAGCUGCUUGUUCUGCUCUCUGGUCCAGGAGCUAAAAUUCUAGACCUUUCCAAUGACUAUGUCAACAGAAACUACACAAAUAUCGAAGAGAAGCUGUUUUUUCUUGGGUGUACUAAAGAAGAGAUACACAAGUUUAUUUUACGCUAUCCAGAUGUGAUAUUCUUGGGAGAGAAAAAGUUUAAUGAUAAAAUAGACUGCCUCAUAGAAGAAAAAUUUAGCAUAUCACAAAUAAUUGAAAAUCCUCGGAUUUUGGAUUCAAGCAUAAAUACUUUAAAAAAUCGAAUCAAAGAAUUGGUAAAUGCUGGCUAUAACUUCAGUACAUCAAACAUCGCUCUUUUAUCUUGGAGUCAAAAAAGAUACAAUGCUAAGUUGAAAAAGUUAAACAUUGAAUAGAACAUUGUUCUGGGAAAUUAAAAAGUGUCAGUCUUAACAAUGUAGUGAUACUUCAUUUUGAAUUUGGGCCUUUCAAAAAGGAGAAUUUUGGUUUCUUAACCAUAUAUACAUAGAUAGUGAUCCUUUGGAUAUUUUAUUUUAAAGGUUUGUAAAAACUCAUGGUCAGUAUGUUCCAGUAUAGUCUUCCCAGCCAGCUACCUUUUCUCUAGUUUGAAUUAAUACAACAUCCGGUUAUAUGCUACAGGCUGUGACUGUCAUAUGAAUAGUAGUUCCUGAGUGCCAGAGUGGAACAAUAUAUAGAAAGAAAGUACAAAAUAAGUUUUUAUGGUUUCUGUUCAGAUUAAAAAAUCAACAGAUUCAUUUGGACAGUUCUGUUUCCUCUUGGGGUCUUGAAUUGCAAUUGAUUUUUCCUGUUACAGCCACAUAUCUAAUUGUGGUUCAUCUUCAAAAUAGAAUGGCAGUAAAAAUCUGACAAACCAAAAAGGAGGGCUUUUCAUCUCAAGUUCUGCAUUCUUCAUUUAAACCAUUAGUAUGUUCCUCUUUCCCUCCAAGGUAGGCUCAGUUUACUGUGGGUAUAUCCUGAUUUCUUUAAAGGCAAUGGCAACUAUGAUGGGCAGAAAAAUGGCCACCCAAAGAUGUCAGUGUCUUAAUUCCCAGAAUCUGAGUGUGUUCUGUUACACUGGAAGAGGAUUUUGCAGAUGUAAUUAAGUCAAGGACCUUAUGACAGGGAGAUUAUCCCAGAUUAUCUGUGUGGGCCCAGUGUUAUCAUAUGGGUCCUUAAAAUGGAAGAGGGAUGCGAUGUAAGGACUUGACCCUAUUUACUGGCUUUGAAGGAGGAAGGGACCAUGAACCGAGGAAUGCAGGUAGCCUCUAAGAAAAUGGGAAAGGCAAGGAAACAUUCUCCCCCUGGUGCCCCCAGAACGGAACACAGCCCUGCUGGGACCUUGAAUUUAGCCCACUGAAACUUGUCAAACUUCUGACCUACAGAACCAUAAGAGAAUAAAUUUGUGUUGUUUUAAGCCACUGAAUAUGUGACAAUUUGUUACAGCAGCAAAUAGGUGAAUAUAGCAACUAAAUAGUGAUUAGUUGCAUUAUAGGUGGAGGAGUCACAAUAUAUGGUUUAGUAUAUCUGUGUUUUUCCUCUUUUUUUUUUUUAAUUACCUGUUUUAUCUGCAUACCUUUCUGGAAUGACUAGCAAGUUGUUUGUAAAGACUUCUAAAUGUCUGUGUAAAAAAAUGAAAUGUAAGUAAUAAAAUCUAAAUAAAGGAAUAUUUUUACUUAGUGUAGUUUAAAGAAAUGGUUAUAGUUUCUGUAUUUUUUUUUUUAAAGAUUUUAUUUAUUGACAGAGAGACAGCGAAAGAAGGAACACAAGCAGGAGGAGUGGGAGAGGGAGAAGUAAGCUUCCCACUGAGCAGGGAGCCCAAUGUGGGGCUUGAUCCUAAAUGAUUCCUCAAAAAAACUUUCUCCUGCCACUGAUAGAAACAAAAUGCCUGUUUUUUCAAGGCCAUUUGAUGUCAGUGAUACUUAAACUUAUUGCCAGUACACUAUUUGAUGGCAAGCAUGGCAUGGUUAAGAAAACAUUGGCUUUAGAGAGACACUUCUUUGGAGUGAUGUAUCUGGGCAUCAUUCCUGACCAGCUCUGUGUGUGUAAAUAUUUCAAUUUCACUGAACUUGUAUUCUCAUCUGUAAGAUUAAAAAUUGACCUUGUCGCGCGCCUGGGUGGCUCAGUUGGUUAAGCGACUGCCUUCGGCUCAGGUCAUGAUCCUGGAGUCCUGGGAUCGAGUCCCGCGUCGGGCUCCCUGCUCGGCAGGGAGUCUGCUUCUCCCUCUGACCCUCCCCCCUCUCAUGUGCUCUCUCUCAUUCUCUCUCUUUCAAAUAAAUAAAUAAAAUCUUAAAAAAAAAAAAUUGACCUUGUCCAUUUGCAGUAAAUUCCCAUUGUCCUCCCCCUUCCCUAGCCCUAAGCAACCAAUGAUCUAUUUUUUAUCUCUCUAAAUUUGUUUAUUCUGGACAUUUCAAAUAAAUGGAGUCAUACAAUA
Messenger RNA from Mirounga angustirostris (Northern elephant seal), 3626 nucleotides. RefSeq names its product mitochondrial transcription termination factor 1 (gene MTERF1). The coding region runs from base 454 to 1590 and encodes 378 amino acids. Gene Ontology annotation, biological process: termination of mitochondrial transcription; regulation of DNA-templated transcription. The transcript is spliced from 2 exons. The record is from RefSeq and is a predicted model, not a curated record. Gene Ontology annotation, molecular function: double-stranded DNA binding. Gene Ontology annotation, cellular component: mitochondrial matrix. Lineage: Eukaryota; Metazoa; Chordata; Mammalia; Carnivora; Phocidae.